This is a messenger RNA of Rhinocladiella mackenziei CBS 650.93, 816 nucleotides long. RefSeq lists its product as uncharacterized. Lineage: Eukaryota; Fungi; Ascomycota; Eurotiomycetes; Chaetothyriales; Herpotrichiellaceae. The transcript has a single exon. The record is from RefSeq and is a predicted model, not a curated record. The coding region runs from base 1 to 816 and encodes 271 amino acids.
AUGGCGCCUCCUCCGGUUCAUUACCUGAUCCCCAUAUUUCCUGGCUUUCAGCUACUCGACCUGACGGGUCCACUGGACAUCCUCAACCUCCUCUCUAUCGUCACCACCAAUUCCGAGCUCCGCCUUACUUUCAUCUCUGAAACUCUCGACCCAGUUCCCACGAAACCCAUUCCGCCUGCUGUUGCAGACUGGUCUUUCGACUUGGAGACUGCUUUCCCGCACACGAAAGGAAAGGUGAAUACCACCUUCAAUGAAUAUCUACAGCCGGACACCACGUACGCGGAAUACCUCAAAGCCCUCGAGACUGGUGAAAACAGCCAACCUGUCGAUGUCCUUCUCAUUCCCGGGGGAAUUGGCACCAGACUGGCUCGUGUCCACCAAGACGGAAGCAAGACGUCCAAUAUCAAAAGCCUGCUGGAUUUCGUUCCUCAAGUCGCUCCUCACAUUCGCACCGCCAUAAUCACGGUCUGCACUGGAUCCGAUGCCCUGGCGCAGACGGGUUUGCUCCACAAUCGUCGAGCAACAACCAACAUGGCUCGAUUUGCAGAGGUGGCACAGAGAAAUCCCAAUGUUCUUUGGCAGCAUGCUGCCAGGUGGGUUCGUAGCCUGCCAUCGGAAGCGCCAGGAAGCACGCCCAUCGAAAUCUGGAGCUCCGCCGGGAUCAGUGCCGGCAUGGAUGUGACUCUGGCAUUUAUUGCGCAUUUUUACGGAGGCCGGGAUGUCGCACGAGGUCUAGCUAAGUCUUUGGAAUACGAUUGGCGAGAAAUCGCCGAGGGAGAAAAAGACCCUUUGUAUGAGAAGUACUACAUGGCUUGA